Messenger RNA from Zingiber officinale, 3931 nucleotides. RefSeq names its product thiol-disulfide oxidoreductase LTO1-like. Gene Ontology annotation, molecular function: oxidoreductase activity. Lineage: Eukaryota; Viridiplantae; Streptophyta; Magnoliopsida; Zingiberales; Zingiberaceae. The record is from RefSeq and is a predicted model, not a curated record. The transcript has 7 exons. The coding region runs from base 2620 to 3657 and encodes 345 amino acids.
AGAUCGGGAAUGCCGGGGCAGGUUAGGUUCCGGGCGGAGCUUUCCCCUCAGGAGGAACCUGAGCCUCCGCCGAAGCCUUCUGAUUUGGGCGUUCCGACGAGCACUUUGAGAGCUGGACUUGGGGCCUUAGGGUUUCUGGAGACCGCGUAUCUCACCUACGUGAAGUUCACUGGCGCCGAGGCCUUCUGUCCUGUCGGAGGCGGAAGCUGCGGAGGUGUUCUCAACAGUGAUUACUCCUUCAUUUUCGGACAUUGGCUUUGAAGAGGUCAGAAAUGGGAUUGGUCUACAGUUGGCCAUUGCUGGUGUCGUGGUUGUGGCUUUAACAAAUACAUACAGUAUGGCUGAUACUCAACAACCUGCGUGAGUUUUGACCAUUUUAGAACUAUUAUCUGCAUUCUUCUCAAAAUUUCUGGUAUUCUCUUAUUUAAUGCCCCUUAUGUUCGUAUAUUUAAUAUUGGCCGGUUAGAUCUUUGUAAUCAUCAACGUAGUUCUUUGCCAAGUAAACUUCAGUAAAUAUUUCGAAUAUUGUUUUAGUCAUAGGACUCAUAAUCCCGAUGAAGAGCAUUAUGUUUAUUUUCUGUUUAAUGAAUUCCCAAUAGGAAUUGAUCUGCUGCAUCACUAACAUAUCGACCCUACUGUGGACUGAUGAUUGAUGACUAAUGAUCUGGUAGGAUCCAACUAAGAUCAGUGGCUUUAUGGUUAGCAGAAAAAAUGUUGUCUCAAGCUCAAAAUAAUGAAACUAGGUACAUGUUCAAACUUUACAGUCCUUAUGCAUUGGAUUCAUCUAGUUUAUGGAUCCAUUGUAAAGGCCACAUCUGAUAUCCAAUUGCCUAUUCUGCAAUCAGCAGAGCAACAUAUUGUGAAUUUGAAGCACAUUUUUUACUUUCAGUCCAAUAAGUAGCAACUUGAUGUAGAUGCCAAUGCGAUUACGAUAAAUGUCAUGUGUUGUCGCAAAAAUAUGUAUAUCAUCGUGCAUAUCUGUUGUCUGACUGUAUGUGUACCUCAUGAUUACUCUUGAAACAUAGGAUCUCGACUAUUCCAUCUGUUAAAAUAUGUAUUUCCUUAAGCAUGAGGUACAUAUACACACAAGUAGACUUAAAUCCUUAGAAAAUACUUCUAGUCCUAGAUCGAAAGGGUCUGAAUCCUGGUUCAUAAGAAUACUAUUAUCUUAACUGUGCAGAUUGCUCUGUUUGAACACUAUCUGAAUUACUGUCCUUCCUAAUCCUACCUAGUUAAAGAAGGCUUAAAAUCUAGAAAAAAAAAUGCUACAAAUCAUUCACACUGAGAAUUUUACAAAGGAUAAGUUGGUGCGACAAUAUGGUAAGAUAUGGCACAAAUAACAUGAGUGUCAUAUGAAUAUAAGUACGUUCACCUAGUUGCCUAGAUAGAACCGCUCCUUGACCGUGCCAGAUGCCACACAUCUCUUUUCAUCUACAAGUUUUGGGUUCUUUUGUGAGUUAAUAUUUCACUUUAACUUAUCUAUGAUUAGAUUCUUUGGAUAUACAAAUACUGCUUUAUAUGCUCUUUCUUUCUUUUCCCUUUGUUUUUUUUUUGGCAGAUUAAGUGACAUUACUUUGGAGCCAUAUGAAACUGAGAUAACUAAUCAGUCAACACCUUUGGCUCUGUCUCUCGCAAAACACCUCCGUUCCAUAGGGGCAAAGAUGUAUGGGGCUUUCUGGUGUUCCCACUGUAACGAACAAAAACAGAUGUUCGGAAGUGAAGCUACAAAAGUAUUGGACUAUGUCGAGUGCUUCCCUAAUGGUGCCGGCAAGGGAAGAACCAUGGCUUCAGAAUGUUCAUCCGUCGGAAUCCAAGGCUUUCCUACAUGGGUUAUCAAGGGCGAGAUCCUUAGCGGGGAGCAGGAUUUGCAAACCCUCGCAGAGGCAUCAGAAUUCGUUGCAGAUGAGUUUAGUCCAUCUUAAUCCUUAUCGAUAAGUUAGAUAGCCAAAUGAUAAUCCUAUAAUUUGUAAUCUUCUGCGAUCAUCUGAAAAUCAUUUUAUUAUAGGACUUUCGUAUAUUAUCUGUCGAAUAACUUGAUGGUUGAAGAUUUUGAUGAUGGGAAUGGAAGAAAUUUUGUAUUCAGUCUGUCCCCACUUCAAAGUGGUUCGAGCACAAAAAAAGGAAACACUUUCCUUACACGCAACUUGCAGACAUUUAGAAGAAUUUAGGGUCCCUUCCGUCUCUAUCUAUAAAUAUUCAAACACGUCAAUUGGAAAAGUCAAUUCCUAAGUCAUGUUUUUUUUUUUUUUUUUUUGGUGUAUUCUGUGGUCAACUCUUCACAUUGGCAGUCGAGACAAGUCGCCAUCACUGUGGGUUUUUUUCCUCCAUUUCAUCCGACGGACUGUUUUGAAUCCAUCACGACACACGUGUCGAAUCCACGGCUUUGGUUCUUCUACAGGUAGUACAAAUUGUGGUAAAAGAUGGGUACGUUUAUUUCUAAUAAUAAUUCGUCCAGAAUUAAUACUUCGUCCAGAAUUAAUACGGAGAAAAUAAAUUACUGACAGACUAAUAACAUGAGAUUUGCUGGUCAUUGGACCCAAUGAGAUUUGCUGGUCAUUGGACCCAAGGAGACUUACAGUACAAAGAUCGAAAGCUGAGAGAGAGAGGAGUAGCGAAAGGAUGACGAGGACGAUGGCUCUGCUCCUCCUCGUCGUCGGCCUCGCGGCGACCUCCACUGCCACCGCCACCUUCACCUGCAACUCCAACGCCACGUGCCGCUCCCUCGUUGGCUUCCAUCCCUCGACCCUCACCACCUACGGCGCCAUCGCCGACCUCUUCCAGGUCGACCUCCCUUCCCUCCUCGGCGCCAACGACCACCCUGCCGGCACCCCCUCCGUCGGCGCCGUCCAGUCCGGAGCGCUAGUUCUCGUCCCGAUCCGCUGUCGUUGCCUCAACGGGACGGGAAGGUCGGACCGGACUCCGUUGUACACGGUCCAGGCCGGCGACGUGGGGCUGCUAAACAUCACGGCGGUGUGGUUUGGGAACCUGACGACGUACCAGGAUAUCGCGGCGGUGAACGGGCUGCCGAACGCGAACAACAUCGAGGUGGGGCAGAGCCUGUGGAUCCCGCUGCCGUGCAGCUGCGACGAGGUGGGCGGGGAGGAGACGGUGCACCUGGCGCACAUGGUGGAUCCCGGGAGCUCGGUGGACGCGAUCGCGACCGAGUUCGGGACGACGCCGGAGACGAUCAUUUCCCUCAACGGCAACCUCGACCCGACGCAGCUGCAGGCCUAUCAGAUCCUCGACGUGCCCCUCCGCGCUUGCUCUUCUUCCAUCUCCAACACCUCCCUCGACUACGGCCUCCGCCUCGCCAACCACAGCUACGUCCCCACCGCUGGCGGCUGCGUCGCCUGCUCCUGCAGCGCCGCCACCUACCGAUUGGAGUGCUCUCAAUCCGGAGUAAGCUCCGUGUGCCCGUCGCCGGCCACAUGCCGACCCAACUUUUUCAUCGGCAACACCACCUCGACCUCCGGCUGCACCGCCAACACUUGCGCCUACGCCGGAUACACCAACAGCUCCGCCGCCGUUAGCGUCUUGACCACCAACGCCACCGUCACCAGAACAGAUUGCAACGAUGGAGGAAUGAGCUUGAAAGGAGUCAAGUGGAGUGGUGUUGCUCUUCUUGUGCUACAUAUCCUCUAUAUUUGUUUCCAAUGAGAUGUGUGAGUUCUCGUCGGUAAUUAGGGUAAUAAGCGCUCGGUCAAGUGCCUUUUCUUUUAGUUACAUGAAUAAAUUGAGGACCUUCAAUGUAUCGAGAUUUAUCGUGGAGGCUCCUUCACGAAGUAACAUUGAGUUUACGAGAUGACUAUUUCUUAUUCCAAUGAGAUGUGUGAGUUCUUGUUGGUAAGUAGGGUAGCGAGUGCUUUGUCACAUUGAUAAGUGCCUUUUCUUUUAGUUGUUUGAAUAAACUUUAAGAGUCUUUGAUUUAUCA